CACGGACUCAGGUAUGCGAACCAGCAGCGUUAGUUUUGUUUAUUUAAAGAGUGUGGGAUGAAUAUAAGGGAUAGAGCGGAAACCUCAUGGUGUCCGGUAUUUAAGCAGAAAACAUUAGAAGAGCUGUGGUACUGUCAACGGUGCUCAAAGCGUGAAACGCAAAAUGUGUGAAAGGUGAGAGUGAUGCAACAUGGGGAGGAAUGGGCCAGAUUGUGACUCCAGGAAGCAAAAGUCUCUGUUAUCAUGUGGCAAAACAGCCGCCAUCAACUCCUCUGCGUGGAGCUGAGUGUGUGUGAAAGGAGACCCCGCCAAACCCAUGGCUCACUCGUCAGACCCGUCCCGCAGGGAGAAGACCCCAGGAAACCAAGGGUCACACACGGCUACACGCAACCUCUUACGGAAGAAGGAGCAGCGCCAGCGUGGAAUCCGAUCCUCGUCACCCAUGGGUCGGGUCAUCCUCAUCAACUCUCCUGUGGAUGGUGGCGAUGAUAGUGAAGACCUCCAUACAAUCACAGUGGAUAAGAGCAUGGACGGCAAGCUCGGAUUCAGUGUGCGUGGAGGCUCAGAACAUGGCCUCAGCAUCUUUGUCAGUAAGGUGGAGGACAACAGUGCAGCAGAGGCAGCGGGCCUGCUCGUAGGUGAUAAACUGGUGGAGGUGAAUGGCAUCAGCCUGGAGAGCAUCACCAUGAGCAGCGCUGUGAAGGUGCUGACUGGUAACAACAGGCUGAGGAUGGUGGUGAGACGUGUUGGCAAAGUCCCCGGUAUCCGCUACUCCAAGGAGAAAACUACCUGGGUGGACCUGAUUCACAGGCGUAUGGUGGUGGAGGAGAGCGGGCAGACGCCUUCUGAGGCCAGCUCAGGCAGCGCCCUGCAAAGGAUUGUCCACCUCUACACCACCUCCGAUGACUACUGCCUGGGUUUCAACAUCCGCGGGGGGAAAGAGUUUGGUCUGGGCAUCUAUGUCUCCAAGCUGGAUCCGGGUGGCCUGGCUGAGCAAAAUGGAAUUAAGAUGGGGGACCAGAUCCUGGCUGCCAAUGGAGUGAGCUUUGAGGACAUCAGCCACAGCAGUGCUGUCGAGGUGCUGAAGAGUCACACACACGUCAUGCUGACCAUCAAGGAAGCGGGACGGUACCCUGCUUAUAAGGAGAUGGUAGCAGAAUACAGAUGGCUUAAUAAAUUGGCCAAUGGUACUCAGAAAUCUUCCUCCCAGGGUUCAGAAUCCUCUUCAGCCUCCUCUCUGUCAUCUGGGACUCCGGUGAGCUCUCUGAGCGGCCUGUCGCAGGUCAUGUUCCCACCCAGCCUGCCUUUCGGUUCUGAUAUGGUGGAUGUAUGCAUCUCUACUGAGGACCAGAGGUCUGAGUCAGAGCAGACGGAGACUGCCAUUCAAACGGAUCUACCUUCUCUGAGAUCCGGUACGGACACCACGCGCAGCCUGGGACUGACCACUCUGCUCAAAGACACGGUGAUUCGUGGAGACGAGGGCAAAGCAAAGAGAGAGUCACCCAAAACUGCCGUGCUGCUGGCUCUCAGCAGGCCGAGCCGACCCAUCACCAGGUCGCAGAGCCAAGUCACUGUGGCAGAGAUCAAGCAGAAAAAAGAGAAGAAGCAGAAAGGGAAGGACCCAGAAGAGAAGAGCACCUUGCAGCGCUCGAAGACCUUCGUUAACUUGCUGUUUAAGGGGGUGCGGAAGAGAGACACUUCCAGAGGGCGCUCAAAGUCCCCAUCAAAGGACAAAGCCUGGAAAGUGUUUUCAGAUGGAGGACAGCCUGGUGAGAUGCCAAAUUCAGACAUGCUCGGAGUGGUGGAGGGCAUGGCCCGCAGACUGCUGACUGAGGAGGAGGUGGCUGCUGUGAUGAAGACGUGCCGAAGGUAUGUCGCAGAGCGUUCGGUGGAACAUCUGAUACGCCACCUGCUGGUUGUGCUGGACCGCCCUGAAAAGCUGCUGCUGCUCAGAGAAGUCAGAAUGCUGCUUCUUCCUUCUGAUCUGAGUGUCUUCAAUAACAUGGUGACUGCUGUUGAAGCCGAAGCCUAUGAUAUUCUCAAGUAUCGCUCAGUCCGCACUCCUCCUCUUCGCUCUCCCAUUUCUGGUCGAGCACCCAGACGGCGCCUCAUCACUCCCAUCCCAGAUUACCGGGGAGGCUUUGAGCUCCACAGUGCUGAGGAGGUGGAGAAGGAGAGCCACCUGCUGGAGGAGCUGGAGAAGCUCAGCCUGACUGGGCCCCGGGCAUCCAGAGAGAGGCCCCAGACCUCCAGGUCCUUCACGCCUCUGCUGGACAUACCUGUGGAUGGAUGUAACACAGAGUCCCAAGACCUCAAACAUCCCCCAGCUGCCAGCCCGAUGCUCCCCAACUGGCUGCUGGCCCGCAGCAGUGACUCCAGGCCUCCUCUCCGGACGGACAUCGGCACGAUUCGCUCCGUCCACUUUGAUGAGGUCUCGCUGCACUCUGCUUCCGACAAGGGAGAUCUGAACUCGGAAAGGGGACGGCCGUCUUUUAGAAACGGUCACUCUAAAGGCAAACGGGAGAAAAGUGGAGGCAGGAGUAAAGAAGCCCUGUUCACACUGCAGAGUGCUGCUCGUUGGAAUCGCCCUCUGUUGUCGCAGGUGUUUGGGUCAAAUCUGCGAGUGGGGCCUGAACAGGUGAACGGCCAUCAGGCUUCCUCUGAGGACAGGCUCAAUGGCACCAACUCCGAGCAGGAGUAUGAGCUCCGGACUGUCAGCAUUUCCAAGACCAAACAGUCACUGGGUAUCAGUAUAUCUGGUGGGAUGGAGUCGAAGGUUCAGCCAGUGGUGAAGAUCGAGAAGAUCUUUCCUGGAGGAGCUGCCUCCACCUGCGACGUGCUCAAGGCUGGAUUUGAGUUGUUGUCCGUGGAUGGCAUCUCCCUGCAAGGGGUCACCCAUCAGCAUGCGGUUGACAUAAUCCGAAAAGCCUUCAGCAAUAAGGCCAAAGACCCCAUGGAGUUUAUUGUCAAAGUCCCAAAAAAUCUCUGAAAGGACUCCGAGAUGCUUUUUGUGAAUUUAGAUUAGCAGCCUCUGGGAUUUAACUUGGAGGCAGGUAAACUUGCAGCAGCACACACACCGCUGAGGUCUGGUACACGAUUUUUGCCAUUCAGGUUAAAGUUGGGAGCGAUGACGCGGACACUUCCUGAUCAGAAACACUAACUGCACGUCGCAGGACUUAAUAAGCAGAUACGUUAAUAUUUAAGAGAAAACGACCGAACCAGCGUCACAAAAAAGUCCCAUUUGUGUACAAAUGAAAUCUCUCGCUGCCUUUUUUGUCACUUUUUCACAACCAGGAUCCAGUGCCUGUCCAGAACAUUCUUUACAUGUUGUACCAACAUCCAUUAGUGCAUGAAACUCUCAAAGAUGGAUCAGCAGGUUUAUGCUCCUGAAUUUUAAACUGAAGACAAACUGCAGCCUGAGUGCCUUUAAAAGCCCCAGUGGAAUGAAUAUUAAUAGCAGUCCACGCUGAGGUGGCUCCAAUUAAAAUUUCCACCUGAAGGGGGCAGACACGAGCCAGUCAAACAUAUUUCUGUGGGCAGCAGAUAGUGAGGAGCAUUUCUGGAAAGUUACACCAAACCAGAAAAUAUCACUUUAAUGUAAACCCGAAGAAAAGUGAACAAUUAAAAAACAAAAACAAAUCCAGGCUGGAUAAAAUGGUUUCACGUCCUGACUGAAUACCAGAGUUUACAACAGGAACAUCUGGAUAUUAAAGAAAGACUUGAUGUAAU
Archocentrus centrarchus (flier cichlid) is the source of this 3729-nucleotide messenger RNA. RefSeq names its product PDZ domain-containing protein 7-like. Gene Ontology annotation, cellular component: stereocilia ankle link complex; cilium; plasma membrane. Gene Ontology annotation, molecular function: protein binding. Gene Ontology annotation, biological process: sensory perception of sound; auditory receptor cell stereocilium organization. Bases 317 to 2989 code for a protein of 890 amino acids. Lineage: Eukaryota; Metazoa; Chordata; Actinopteri; Cichliformes; Cichlidae. The record is from RefSeq and is a predicted model, not a curated record. The transcript is spliced from 18 exons.